This is a messenger RNA of Colletotrichum abscissum, 1011 nucleotides long. RefSeq lists its product as uncharacterized. The record is from RefSeq and is a predicted model, not a curated record. The coding region runs from base 1 to 1011 and encodes 336 amino acids. The transcript has a single exon. Lineage: Eukaryota; Fungi; Ascomycota; Sordariomycetes; Glomerellales; Glomerellaceae. Gene Ontology annotation, molecular function: lipase activity.
AUGCGGCUCCCCCGACCCCCUUUUGACUCGGAGCUCGCGCCCAUCCAAGCUGCCUUUGAGCCGUUCGGCCCCAUUACCCCAGAGUUCGUCAUCAAUCACCACGCCCGCACCGACCGUGCCUUAGAAGCCCCGCACAUCGCCGCCGCAGAAGCUAUAGGCGACCGGCCCCUCACGUACGCCGAGCACACGGCCCCCGGCCUUGGCCUGAAUGACCCUCCCAUCGCGCUCUCCAUCUUCACGCCCAAUGCGGCCUCAGUGAGUGAUAAGAAGCAGUGGCCCUGCAUCUUAUACGCGCAUGGCGGUGGCCUAAUUUUCCUCCACCGCCUCGUCGGACUCUCGCAGCCGCUGGACUGGGCUGUGGCCGCAGGCGCCGUGCUCAUAAGCGUCGAGUACCGCCGCGCGCCGGAGCACCCGCAGCCAGCAGCGUCGGAUGACUGCUUCGCGGCACUGAAAUGGGUGCAGGCGUCAGCAGGCGUACUAGGUAUUAACGCAGCGCGCAUCCUGGUGGCCGGGCAGUCGGCAGGCAGCGGGCUGGCGGCCGGGCUCGCGCUGCGGGCGCGCGACGCGGGGCUUAACCCUCCGGUACACGCGCAGAUGCUGCCUUGCCCAAUGCUCGACGACCGCUGCAAUUCCAUCAGCUGCGCGCAGUUCGAUGACGGCGUAGAGCCAUGGGACCGGACUAAGAACGCGGCGGCGUGGGCCAUCGCGCUGGGCGAGCGCGCCGGGGCCCGGACCCGGGCCGGCGACACUAUAAGCUCAUACUGGGCGCCUGCGCGGGCCGAGACACUAGUGGGGUUACCGCCCGCGUACAUUGAGGCGGGCUCCGCCGAGUUCUGCCGUGAUGAAGCAGUGGAGUUCGCGUCGCGGCUCUGGUCGGCCGGGGUCUCGGCAGAGUUACACGUAUGGGCGGGCGGCUUCCACGGGUUUGACGAGAUGGCACCAGAUUCGUGGUUGGGACGCCGGUCUAUCGCGACAAAGCUGGAGUGGGUGCGGCGGGUGUUGACGGAGUGA